AGCCAAGAUGGCAAGUACCGGAACUCAGUUUAUGAUAUUUCUUGGGAAAAAUGUAUUGUCUCGUAAUUCACAUACGGUUUUACGUUACCCGCGAUAUAAUUUGACCACCAAAUAUCGAGAAUAUAAUAUUAGUACUUCUGAGUCACAUACUGAAGCUGAUCCUGCCCCUUUAUUUUUUAAUGAAAAGGUGCAAAUACUUCUUAAAGAGUUGACAGGAAUAAACCAUGAGAAGGUUUAUCGAAAUCGAAAACUAGGUGAUAGACUGACAACUCCUAAUGUUAAAUUUAUGACAAAUGAUGAGCUAGCAGAAGCACGUGCUUAUGCUGAAAGUAGAGGAGCCCGUUCGUUACAGAUGCCUCCUGUCGUAAAACAAAGAAAAGAAAUUAAUAAGAUUCUUUGUAAAGAUGUGGCAUUGCAAGGACAUGAUACAGCAAAGUAUGUUUUUACAGAUAUUACAUUUGGAAUAAAAAAUUCUGAUAGACUAAUUGUGAUCAGAGAAACUGACGGUACCUUAAGAUAUGCAAAAUGGGAUGAACGAAGUCGGGUUAAUCAAGUGUACUUUCCUAUAAAAGGAAAAGAAUUUAGAAUGCCAAAAAUGUUUCAACAGGAACACUUGGAGCCUGUUUUACUUCGUAAGGAUUAUGAGUUUAUCCUUGAUCGAGCUUGCAUGCAGCUUGACCCAGAUGACCCUGAAUACCAUAAGAUCACUACUAUAGUUUACGAUCGUAUAAGCAAUGAAAAGGACUAUGACCUUUUAAGGUCCACAAGACAUUAUGGACCCUUGAUCUUUUAUCUAGUCUGGAACAAAAAAAUCUCUGAAUUACUUCUUGAAAAUAUAACUACAGAGAGAAUACAGGAUGCAGUUAAGUUAAUUCAGUUAUAUCAUGUAAUUCAUCCCAAUGAGGAAACUGCUAAAUUAAAAUAUGCUGGUAAUGAUUUAAAAUAUUUGGAAGAAUACACAAAGUUGGUGUCAUCGAAUCAAGGAAAACUUGUUGCAGCUAUUAAUACAUUUAAAGAAGUUCAAAACCAAAGACAAAAAAUUCUUCAGGAAGUAAGAAAAAAUCAGGUUGAAAAUAAAGUGUAGAUGUAUUUACGAAAAUAAAUGGUUCCUAUAAAAAGAAA
Molecule: messenger RNA, 1122 nt
Organism: Orussus abietinus
Lineage: Eukaryota; Metazoa; Arthropoda; Insecta; Hymenoptera; Orussidae
Gene: mRpS22
Product: 28S ribosomal protein S22, mitochondrial
Exons: 3
Coding region: 8-1084 (358 amino acids)
Cellular component (GO): mitochondrial small ribosomal subunit
Molecular function (GO): structural constituent of ribosome
Source: RefSeq, a predicted model, not a curated record